Molecule: messenger RNA, 818 nt
Organism: Topomyia yanbarensis
Lineage: Eukaryota; Metazoa; Arthropoda; Insecta; Diptera; Culicidae
Product: protein lethal(2)essential for life-like
Exons: 1
Coding region: 146-697 (183 amino acids)
Biological process (GO): response to heat; protein refolding
Molecular function (GO): protein folding chaperone
Source: RefSeq, a predicted model, not a curated record
UGCUUAUAAAAAUCCGACGGAGCUCACUGAUCGAGAUUAGUUUCAAACGAACAGUGCGUGUAUAAAAAUAUUACGCUUUCAAGUGAAAGAUUUACAAAGAAAUUUUUACAGUUCAGACCGGUAAAGUGAAUACAAAACAAGUAAAAUGUCGUUAAUUCCAGUACUAUUUCGCGAGUGGUUAGACAAUGUUGUGGAUGUUCCUGCCAGACCAUCCCGCAUACUGGAGAAAUACUUCGGAGAGGAUAUCUUCCCAAGUGAUCUGCUACUGGCCAUAGAUCAUGUACCAAAGCGCAGAGGAUUGAAACGCCCGCGGCAUUCCGCGUUCGAAUCCGAGGACGACCAAGCAGUUGUAAAGCGCAACAAGGAUGGAUUCCAGGUUAACAUCGAUGUACACCAGUUCAAACCGGAGGAAAUAUCCGUGAAAAUGGCAAACGACUACAUCACGGUGGAAGGCAAGCACGAGGAAAAACAGGACGAACAUGGUUUUGUUUCGAGACACUUCACCCGCAGAUAUAGGCUUCCGGAUGGCCAUGAUGCGGACAAAGUGGUUUCAACACUUUCCUCCGACGGAGUGCUAACGAUCAAAGCUCCGAAGUUAGCAUUGCCCGAAUCGGAAAGGACGAUUCCGGUUGAACGGGUGAAGAAGUUGAUCAAGGAAAAUGGAAUGGCACCCGAGGAUGAGAAUGAAAUGAGCUAAAGUCUGAUAUGUAGAUUUACUUGAACCUCAAUUAAAAUAAGAUAAUUUUAAUGUUACCUGACACAGUGUAUACAAAUGUAACCAUGAGGGUAUCGUAAGCUAAUAAAUUACAAUUACAGUA